CUAGUGGGGGAGCAUCAGUUCUCAAGUAGUUCCUUGCGUGUUGUUUAUAGUUCAUCGAUUUUAACUAUAAAUUAUUAUGAAGUUCCUCGUUGUCCUCGCAUUUGUUGGUUUGGUAGCAGCUGAUGUUAGCCAUUUAACUAGCAGCUAUUUACCACCAAGAGUUUCUUCAUCCGUAAUCAACCACGACCACGACCACCAUCACAAUCACGGUUCUGAUAUUAUUCUCUCAAGCCCUCUUGUCAAUACCUACACCACACAACAACAGUUGGCCCCUGAGAUAACCUACUCUCGUCAAGUUAAUGUUGCACCAAGUUAUCAAGUAAUUGGUGGUGGAUACGACAGUGGUCUCAUUGGAAACGGUCUCACUAGUGGCGGUUAUUCUGGAGACAGUCUCAUUGGUAGCGGUCUUUCUGGAAACGGUGGAUACUACGGUGGUAACAGUGGUCUCAUCAGUGCCUAUGAUACUGGCCUUUCCGGAGGACUCAUCGAUAAUGGCUACCAAAGUUCUGGUGGACUUAUUAAUGGAGGUCUUGUAGGAAGUGGACUCAGUGGAAUCAGUGGACUUAGUGGAAUCAGUGGUCUUAGUGGACUUGGUGGUGGCAGCAAUGUCGUUCGUACCAUCAGUGCACCAGCUGUUUCCAAUGUCUACCGCACAAUCAGUGCUCCAGCUGUAUCCAAUUCAUACGAAUCAUCUGUAGACACUACAUACGGUAGCAAUGGAGGUUACGUUUACGAGAAGAGGCAUUAAACGAGUGAUUCAUUCGAAUACAAACAAAAUUCAAUUCGAAACGAAUCAAGAAAGUAGUUGUUAGUUAUAUUUUUGUUUAGAAAUAUUAAAAUAAAAAAAUUAAAACACACUAAGA
This is a messenger RNA of Eupeodes corollae, 863 nucleotides long. RefSeq names its product loricrin-like. The record is from RefSeq and is a predicted model, not a curated record. The transcript is spliced from 2 exons. Bases 77 to 748 code for a protein of 223 amino acids. Lineage: Eukaryota; Metazoa; Arthropoda; Insecta; Diptera; Syrphidae.